Messenger RNA from Thlaspi arvense, 1025 nucleotides. The record is from the annotation of a GenBank genome assembly. Lineage: Eukaryota; Viridiplantae; Streptophyta; Magnoliopsida; Brassicales; Brassicaceae.
CUCGCAAGUUGAAACCGUUCAAAUUCCCUACAGUACAACUCUGAAUUUUGGUUUCUUCUAUAGAAACAACCUCUUCUCUCUCGAAUUCGGUUGCCUAUAUAUUCAGCUAUCGAAGAAAGAUGCGUGAGAUUCUGCACAUUCAGGGUGGUCAGUGUGGAAACCAGAUCGGCGCUAAGUUCUGGGAAGUAGUGUGCGCCGAGCACGGGAUCGAUUCGACGGGAAGGUACCAGGGGGAGAACGAUUUGCAACUCGAACGAGUCAAUGUGUACUACAACGAAGCGAGUUGCGGGAGGUUCGUCCCACGUGCCGUCCUGAUGGAUCUGGAGCCAGGGACUAUGGACAGUGUCAGAUCCGGCCCGUACGGACAAAUAUUCCGUCCGGAUAACUUCGUGUUCGGUCAGUCCGGCGCCGGUAACAACUGGGCGAAAGGACACUACACGGAAGGCGCUGAGCUAAUCGAUUCGGUUCUCGAUGUCGUACGCAAAGAGGCCGAGAACUGUGACUGCUUGCAAGGAUUCCAAGUCUGUCACUCACUGGGAGGAGGAACUGGGUCUGGAAUGGGAACUUUGCUGAUUUCGAAGAUCAGGGAAGAGUACCCAGACCGGAUGAUGCUGACGUUUUCUGUCUUCCCAUCUCCAAAAGUGUCCGACACUGUUGUUGAGCCUUACAAUGCAACUCUCUCGGUCCAUCAGCUCGUGGAGAACGCAGAUGAGUGUAUGGUUCUUGACAACGAAGCUCUCUAUGACAUUUGCUUCAGAACUCUUAAGCUCACCACUCCAAGCUGGAACUCGACCUCGAUCCAGGAGAUGUUCAGGCGUGUAAGCGAACAGUUCACUGCGAUGUUCAGGAGGAAAGCGUUCUUGCAUUGGUACACAGGUGAAGGAAUGGACGAGAUGGAGUUCACGGAGGCAGAGAGCAACAUGAACGAUUUGGUCUCGGAGUAUCAACAGUACCAGGACGCAACGGCUGAUGAUGAGGAAGGGUAUGAGUACGAAGAAGAUGAGGAGGAAGUGCAGGAGGAGCAA